UCGCCGUCUUGUCCGCUGCAAACCCGCUAAAACACGGCAGAGGCGACUGUCUAGUAUGGACAAGUCGGCUAUUAUCUGCACGACCAACCCCGAGGACAACGAUGUUCGACGCAUGGUUGUCUCUCCGGCCAUAUUCCACCAGAGCGCCAGCGCGCACACGGACUCUCUAGGCCGCUCAUACCUUCAGUUUGCCGAUGUAUACGCUCUUUGCUUCGCCACCUCGACGUCCAACAUAUACAAUAUGUGCAAAGCCACAGGCGUGGGGUUCUACGGCGAUCGGUGCUUCACCAUUCUGAAGUACUUCGAACGGCUAGAGGAAGCCACCGGCAUCUCGCGUGGUUAUGGCCUGCACGAAUGCGAGUUGAAGGAUGGGCGACUGAUCUACCUGGCGGUCAUCUCCAUGGCAGAUACGCUGGAAGCUCUCCCGCGCCCCGCUGCCCGCAUUGAGCUUUUCAAGAAGCUCUUGAACACCAAGACGGAGCCCAUAGUGCGCCGGCUCAGGCAACCUAGAAUGUAUAGCGCGUGAAGCUUGAACGCUUGAAUCUGUUACGUGCUGCUUUCGCUUGCCACCGCUGAAGGCUUUCCCGCCAUGCUAUCUGUGCUGUCUUGUCACUGUACCAUACCCUGAACGCAUUGUUUAUGUCGCUGCUGUGAAUAUGCGUAUAUAUGGCUGCCUUGAAAUUCACCUUUCUUCAUGUUUGACGAAAACCCGGAUUGCUGUUGCAUAUUACUUUGGGAAUGAACUAAUACUACGUCUCGGUCGUCCGCGC
Schizophyllum commune H4-8 is the source of this 770-nucleotide messenger RNA. RefSeq lists its product as uncharacterized. The transcript is spliced from 3 exons. Lineage: Eukaryota; Fungi; Basidiomycota; Agaricomycetes; Agaricales; Schizophyllaceae. The record is from RefSeq and is a predicted model, not a curated record. Bases 56 to 526 code for a protein of 156 amino acids.